UAUUGAGAUGUUCGUCUUUCAUUGAGUAUUAAAGAAAAUAUAGUACUUCCCGUAAUCAUACAAGCCCGACGCCUUGGGUUGUCUUUUCAGUCAGUUCCAGCUCAUGUGGAUGGUAUUCCUGCAAUACCCAAACAACCAGAGCGGUGUUCCCCUCCCCACCACCGACUGUGCCGUCCUCGCUAUCCCCAUUGCUCUUCGUACCCCUUCACCCCCGGUGGCUGUAGCCAGUGCCACCAAUGCCCCACCCACCCCUUACCUUUACCCGAGGAAACCAUCCACUGAGGUGUCUUCCAAACCCGUCCCGCCAGACGGUCGCCACACACAGAGUGCAGCAGGCGGCAGCACGCACACGAAGGCCGCAGCAGCCCAUGACCUAUUUUUUUAUAUUGACUAAUAAGAGGCACGCAUGAGAGAUUUGAGCUAAUGAUAUUACAUUCAUUUAUUUUUACCUUCAUGUCCUUCCCGAACUAAUCUCCAAAGCCAUCCAGAGACGAGACGGCCAGCCACACACAAGCACGAAAGAAAAAACAGCCUAAAUACGGAGAAAGGUGUAAUAUGA
Zychaea mexicana is the source of this 559-nucleotide messenger RNA. RefSeq lists its product as uncharacterized. The record is from RefSeq and is a predicted model, not a curated record. Bases 104 to 394 code for a protein of 96 amino acids. Lineage: Eukaryota; Fungi; Mucoromycota; Mucoromycetes; Mucorales; Lichtheimiaceae. The transcript has a single exon.